Molecule: messenger RNA, 442 nt
Organism: Oppiella nova
Lineage: Eukaryota; Metazoa; Arthropoda; Arachnida; Sarcoptiformes; Oppiidae
Source: the annotation of a GenBank genome assembly
UAUGGCCGACGGAAGGGUAGCUUUCAUGGGGUCCAUCGGCGAAGCAAAAGAUUUCUUUUCAUCGCAAGGCUUAGAAAUAUGUGAUAAUUAUCUCGAAUGGAAUGCAAAUAAAGUUAACUCUGGAUAUAAUGUGCAUAAUAUGUGUGCAUUAAACUUGGCAACACUGGGGUCGGGCUAUAGGGCUGGUUAUUGGCAACAACUGGUUACUAGUAUGACAGUAUUAUUUGGGAUACUCUACUACGGACAGGGAUAUGACUACUCCAACGUCGAUAAUAUCAAAGGGGCUCUUAAUAUGAUAUUAACGAGAACUUCAAUGACACAAUCAAUGGUCGCACUCAUUACAUUAAUAGGAGAGGAAGCCUUACUUUUUAGGGAACACCACAACCGUACGUACGCUUUGUUCCCAUAUAUAUUGGCGACCUUUAUUACCCAGAAAACAUAA